Helicoverpa armigera (cotton bollworm) is the source of this 6593-nucleotide messenger RNA. RefSeq names its product Brahma associated protein 170kD (gene Bap170). Gene Ontology annotation, cellular component: SWI/SNF superfamily-type complex. The transcript is spliced from 39 exons. Gene Ontology annotation, biological process: regulation of DNA-templated transcription. Gene Ontology annotation, molecular function: DNA binding. Bases 244 to 5193 code for a protein of 1649 amino acids. The record is from RefSeq and is a predicted model, not a curated record. Lineage: Eukaryota; Metazoa; Arthropoda; Insecta; Lepidoptera; Noctuidae.
ACGACCAAGCGUCGUUCGUCGGUUCGUCCGGCUUGCUGUCAAUGUCAAAGAAAACCAAGCAAACUGUUCAUAUUAUUGAAAAUUUGCGUUUUCUUUAAUAAUUAUGAGAUAAAAUUGAUAUAAUACAUAGUUAUGUGACAUCCAUGAUCUUUUAAAAGUUCUAUCAUAGCGUGACGCUAUCCGUGAGUGUCGGUAUUUUGCAGUUUAAGUGUGCGUUAAAAGCCGUUCGCUUGUACUGUUAUAAUGGCUAAAUCACAAAUAAAUACUAAAUCCAGCAACUACAUAAAGGAUAGAGAAGGUUUCCUGAAGGAGUUGAAGCAGUUCAAUGAGAGUAAAAAUCUACCAACAAAAGUGCCAAUUGUGAAUGGCAUAGAAAUAGACCUGUACCUCUUCUACACUUUGGUACAACAGAGAGGAGGACUCAGCAAGGUAAAUCAGAAUGAUACUUGGGAGUCAUUUCUGCGACCAUUGAGGCUGCCACAUCCAUGUGUCAAUGGAUCUACACUGCUUAGAAGAAUUUAUGGGUCCUAUUUGGAAAAAUAUGAGCGAGCAAAAGGUCCACCAGGCAGAGAUGACGACAACGAUAUGGAUGAAGACCCUCGCCGCGGGAGGGGGGGCAUGCCGCGAAUAUCCUAUGGUGGGGGUACGUACAUAUCAGCAUCAGGUGAGGCGCUUCGAACCAGUUCCCGGGUGGCUGCAGCAUCAGAACGUCUGGCUCUCUCACUCUUGUCACCGAUGCCGAACGAGCAAGACUUUGCUGUGAAUGUAUGCACGGUACUGGCAGCCGACCACUCGAAUAGACUGCCUUUGAGCACUACGCCCCAUAUAUUGGACUUUUUGCUGGCUCAUGCGGGCGUUUAUAAUCAUUCGAGUCUCCGCGACACGAUCGGCCGUUCCUACUACGAGGCCCGGGGUCGUUACCCAGACGACUUCUGGAGUAUGCGCGCCGGUGGUGGCGGGGCCAAGGAGUUAGCCGACGAGACUAAAUUCAUGCAGCCCGGAGUGGAACAACCCGAGUUGAUUGUGCAAGCUAGGGCUGCGUAUAAUACGCUGACGGAUUGUUUGUUGAAUGGCGCUGAGGAAGAAGAAUUGCUGGUGGAGAAGAUUUUGGAUGAUGAUGUUCUAGAAGACUGGGUAACGGAGCCCUCAGAAGAGUUGUUCGCGCCCGAGCUCCCAGGGGGCGCCACUUGUGUGUAUACUCAACGGGUAUUGCAGAUAGCUUCCAUAGUUCGCUCGCUGUCCUUCCACGAUGAGAAUGUGCAGUAUUUAGCUAAGAAUACCACGCUUAUAAGAUUCCUGUUGCUCUGCGCAAACUGCUGGGUGGGCACAUUACGCCAAUCAGGACUGGAUACACUAGGAAAUGUGUCAACUGAACUUAUCAUCAAGGACCCAGCAACAUGUCUGAUAUCCCGUCACGUGCUGUCAACGAUUCAGUCAGCUUUAGUGUCACAGGACAGAGCGAGAGUGCUUGCAGCGCUUGAGUUACUGAAUAAACUCGCUCAGAACGAAGUUAAUGAAGAUGCGCUGCUUAAAGCGCUUGAAGCUAAGGUGUACCAAGAAGUAUGCGCCCUACUAACUCUCCGCGACAUAAUGGUACUAGUAUGUACACUAGAAUGCGUUUACGCGCUCACUUCGCUCGGCGACCGCGCUAGCGAAGCCGUGGCCAGAGUGCCCGGCCUUAUUCACACGCUCGUCUCGCUCGUCACUGUCGAGGCCCAAAGCUACGGGCCUCGGGCCUGCAUACUGAUGCGCGUGGUGGAGACGGUGAGCGGGCCCAGCGCCCUCGCCGCGCAGGCCGAGCGAGAGGCGCACGAGCGACUCGGACAACAGCAGGCGGUGAGUAUGUUCCCCAGGCACAGAGCCCCCGCCUGCAUACUGAUGCGCGUGGUGGAGACGGUGAGCGGGCCCAGCGCCCUCGCCGCGCAGGCCGAGCGAGAGGCGCACGAGCGACUCGGACAACAGCAGGCGGCUCAAGUGGCCAUAAAGCCCGCGACCGAAGCCCCUCAAGCGUCCACUGCAGCUGUCACCACUUCAUCGUCCACCCUGGCGCCCGUGACGUCAAUACAGCAGUCUCAUUUACAGCAGAGAACUGUGCAGGAAAACGAGCACUUCGCGCAAGCAUGGCUUCGCUCGGCAUACGAAGUGUUGCCGGCGUCGGACAACAGCGCGUGCGACGCUAACGAGAUGUACCGACAAUAUGUCGCGUGCUGCACUAAGCUCGCCAGGAAGGGCGUUAUUGCGCCACAACACUUCCCUAGAUUAGUCCGGACGGUGUUCGGCGGUACAGUCGGGCCCAACUCAGUGACGCUAGCGACUGGCGAGACUCAACAAGUGUACAUCGGCAUCAGAUCCAGAACUAUGCCGAAUAGACCUAGUCCUACUGCAGGACCUUCGUCGCCGAUACUAAAAGCUCAGCUCACGAAUAAGGCAGCAACUGAAACAAAGCCCGCUGUAUCUACACCCCAAGUACAGACGCAAGCACAACCCACAGCCGCCCACCCGCAUCUAUCUCAAGCCCUCGAGUCGAACCCUUCGAACACGACGCUUAUAAAGCAUUUGUUAGCGCACAAAGUAAGCCCCGCCCUACAGACACCGCAAGUAGCGCAGAGACAACAGAGUCAACAACGAGGACCCGCCACUCCUAGCACUGUUGUUGUUCAAACUAAUCAGGUAAUGGAUGUCGACCCCGAAGCUUUAAUCAAGUGUACGACGAUAACGCCAGGCGGUGUUGCCAGUAGUACGCCAGAUAAGGUUGUUAUCAACCAGCCAGAAGAUCUUUUAGUACCGAAAGAAGAACCAGUGCAGAUUCAAAUAGACGAGCAAACGCAACUGACCAUCAAAUCAGCCCAAAACAAAAUGCUAGCGGACCUACUCAAGAAAAACUCCAAUCCUCCAUUACAAGUAGUUCAAAUGGGCCCCCAGAUUAACGCCCCCACCAUACAAAUAACUGAAACAGGUCAAAUCGUUCAGGUCAAAUCUGACCCGACCCCGGUCAUACAAAUCAACGACCCAGGCAUUGUUUCUCAAGGAAACCAAUACUUUCAAAUAAAGAAUGAGCAAGGUCAACUAAUUCAAAUAAAGAACGAACAGGGUCAAAUCAUUCAGUUGAAGAGUGACCAAUUGCAAGCGCCUAUUCUUCAGUAUAAGAAUGAACAGGGACAGUUGGUUCAAGUGAAGGCAGAAGGUCAAUUGUCUAUGAAAACUGAGAAGGAGGUUGAAUCUGUUGUUGGUGUUGGUGAUCAUUCGUAUACGGAACCGCCGGCUAAGAAGGCGAAGGUGGAAGAAAAGCCGCCUCAAGAAAGCGUGUCGAAGACAGCGGCGAAUCUUUAUGCGGCGCUUGCAGCUUCAGCACUGGAAGAUGAAGAGGAUUUGUUGCCACCGAAGCAAGAGCCAGUAGAAAUGAUACAGCCUUCGGUUUUGAUGACUGCAGCCGGUGACAACUCUGUCAUCAUACAAGAACCUAUUUUACAGGUGCAACAACCAACGAUGUCGGUGCAACAGCCGACGAUACAGGUGCAACAACCGACUCUGCAGGUGCAACAACCGACGCUACAGGUCCAGGCACCUAUACAGCAAACAAUACAGAUGCAACAACCGAUGUUACAAGUGCAACCGAUGGAUGUACAGAACAUUAUUGCUUCGCAAGCUGGCCAGCUUAUCUUGCAAGAGAAAACAAUAUCAACUCAACCACAGUUUAUGCAACAACCGAUGCAGAUUAUAGCUACACCUAGCAAUGCUCAAGGUGGAAUAAGUUAUAUCGCCCAAAACAUCCCUGGGAAUAUGAUGCAGAAAACUAUUAUUAUAGUUCAAGGGCCAACCGGCGGGGGACCUCUCACUUUGACGGUGAACAACCCAGGCGGUUUGGACGAGGCAACGCUAAACAGCCUUAUUACGCAGGCAACAGAGGCGAUAACGCAACAGCAUAUUAUACAGAACUCUGGUGUGAUACAGUCUACACAGAGAGUGUUGAGUCAGCCGGCCUUAGUGAGUACUUCGCAAGCCAUCACGAUGGUCAAGAAUGCCCUCGCCCAGAACGCCCCCCAAAUAACGCCCAGUCAGCAACCUAUAAUAACCAACCCCCCGCAACCGCAUAAGGCUCAGAUCGUCAACCAGCAACCGCCGCAACAAAUCGUGGUUACUCAGAAACAACCACCUGCGCUUAUUAGUACUUCGACCAGUAAUCAGAUUGUUACCAGUAAUGCUCAGCUUAUUCAGGGUAACCAACAACUUCUACAAGGCCAACAGCAAAUUAUAACAGUAUCAAACAACCAGCCGAUUAUAAUGAACGCGCCGAUAAAGACGAACGUGCACCGAAUGGUUCAGCAACCACAGCGGAGUCCUGUAGUGACCAGUGUGCAGAGCAACCAGGUGUCCGUCGUUAGUGAGGCCAAGACUAGCGUUAUACAGAGUUGUGCGAAAGCCACUACCCAACCGGUAAUGAGACAGGUGAUCACCCGUCAACCAGUCAUGGUUGGCAACACCAAGAUCGGUGAUAAAGAGCUCGUCGUCAACCAACCUGUUCCCGAGCAGAAGGUGACGCCGCCCCCAGUGCCGUCGGCCACGCCCCCUCCCGCCCCCACGCCUCAGCCGCCGCCCGCCACCAGCCCGCUCGAAGAGACGCCAUGGAUUUGUCACUGGAGAGGAUGUGGCAAAUCAUUCGGCAGUGCAGCAGAUGUGUUCACCCACGCGGCCCGCAGCCACUGUCCGCCGGCGGCGGGCGGCGAGGCGCCGUGCAUGUGGCUGGACUGUGACCGCGUGCCGCGCAAGACAUUCGCGCUGCUCAACCAUCUCACCGACAAACAUUGUACUGUGCAGGCAUUAAAAGCGAUCUACAAUUCCCGUCGUCACGCGGCUGCGGAAGGGACUGACGGCAAACCCGUCACUCUCGGCUACCCGCCCAACGCUGCUCUCGCAGCCUUAAACAAACACGCCGCCGAUAUGUUCAAUCCUAGAGAACUUAUGCACAGGGCCGAACUCAGUCGCACGCCGGAACAACUGGAUGAGAACGAGGGUCCGGUCACGAAGAGCAUACGAUUGACAGCAGCACUUAUAUUAAGGAAUAUUGUCAUUUAUUCUAAUACUGGACGGAGACAACUCCGGUCAUACGAGGCUCACUUGGCGACCAUCGCGCUAAGCAGCGUGGAAGCUUCUCGAACAAUCGCCCAAGUUCUAUACGACAUGAACAACAUUUGAGAAUCGACACCCGGGCACCGAGCCCAAGACUAGCGAUUACAGUACAUACCGCCACUGUAAACUGAUAGACAGAGAUUGAAAAAUGAUUGGAAUGUACUUUCUUCUUUCCGAAGUAAAAUCGAAGAUGGCGUCAUUUCAUCGAAAAAAAAGUAUCGAUAAAAUUUUGAAACAAGAUUGUCACAUCACUGGGUUACAUCGGUAUUGUAAAGGGAAUUAGAAAGCGUUCGUUUCGGAAUGACAAGAUUGUAAUGCCUAGACUAAUUAUGUGGCAGGCAUGAUUAAAGUUGUGUUUGGAAAAUAAAGAAAAAGUGGUUGUUUUGUAUUGUAUGUGAUUGAAAGUUCUGCAGUGUACCGACUGUUCAAAACACAAGUGCAGUUAUUUGUUGUCUAUCUUUUUAUAGCUAGUGAUCUGAAUUAAAUAUGAACUCUUAAUAUUUAAGAAAAUGUGUGCAAAUUAGACCUUGGAUAAUAUUUAGAAAUAAUUUAAUUUUAUAAUAGGAGAAUAAUAUGACAGCUUUUUGAGUUUUAAGCAUACUUAAAAUGGGUGCAGAGCAUAUUUUUUAUGUGAUUAGGUGUAACUUUAUCAUUUGUUGAUCCCAAUUUCGUUAUAACAAUUUGUUAUCUUUCACAAAAUCUGGUUAAUUAAUGAUUGUCAACUGUGCAAGGCUGGUGAUCCUACUAAAAUGAGUAAGCGCGAUUUUAAACGAGCGUUUUUUCUGAGCGUAUUGGUCGUUUUGGCAUAAGUUUUUCAGUCAUUUUAGAAUGAGUGUUUGGCUAAAAUACAAAAACGAGCGUAUAGCAGUACGCUUGUCUAAAACCGCUCUAAUGUACUAAAUCCAAUUUGAAAAAUAUCAGGAAUUUCGGUGUUAUUCUGGUAAUACUCGCAAUAUCAUAAAUAGAUCUACCCAUAAGCAGUUUUUACUAAAAAAUAAUGAUAAAACAAGUAGUUAAUUAUGUGCUUAUACAAUCAUUUGCUUAAUGUACCGAAUUCAAACCUCUGCUUUUGUGAAAUUGUUUCAAACAGAUUGCAAUCAACAAAUGAACUUUAUAUACUUAAAAAUUAUCAUUUACCACAUGUAGAUAAAUAGAUUAGAGCAAUAUUAUUAGUCAGAUGGUAAAAUUGACACCUUUUUUGUUUUAUAGACCACAAAUGGUUGAAAUUCUUACAAGUAUAAGCCUGAGGUUUCACAAAUACUGUUAUAUGCUUUUACCAUAUUGUAAAAUAUCUCAUUGUACAUGAUUAAUAGGAAUUUAUUAUAUUAAAACUAAGUGGAAGUUGUGAAUGACAAGUAUUAUUUUUGCAAGUCUUGAGUGAAUGAUUAAUAGUAAAAUAACUGGGGAGACUACAAUGAUGACAGUGAAUCGAUGUAAGCGCAACGGAAAAUAAAUAAUUUUAGAUA